Molecule: messenger RNA, 1360 nt
Organism: Somion occarium
Lineage: Eukaryota; Fungi; Basidiomycota; Agaricomycetes; Polyporales; Cerrenaceae
Source: the annotation of a GenBank genome assembly
GUGUUUCCUCGUUCUCAACGUUCGGUCGAGCGGAGGGUGUUCCUAGUCCACCAAAUCCGGUAGCGCCCACAAGGUGGCAUCGACGCGUCGACUACGCGGGCCGCGUCACCUGUGUACGAGUCUUAAACCACACCCGACAAAGGAUUAGUACACUGUUCCAUCCAAACCACCAUGAAUUCUUUUGUUAGCCGUUUCGCAUCUACAGGACACGACGUUGAACUCCGAAAGGCCAGGGAGGCUUUUGGAGAUGAAGAUGAAUCCUUAGAGAUGUGGGGUUCUCAAGCAGGAUUUGGUCCUCUUUCCAAGGGUGUACCUUCAUUCUCUGUACCCGCUGUCCCAGAUCCCUCUGCAUUCCUCAGGCUACACACAGAUGACCACGCAGACCCUUCAUGCAGAAUCAAGAUCAAGCACGGAACGACUACCUUGGCAUUCAGAUUCCGGGGAGGUGUUAUCGUCGCAGUGGACUCACGAGCGACCGCUGGAAGCUACAUUGCGUCUGGGACUGUAAAGAAAGUGAUCGAGAUCAACCCAUACUUGCUCGGUACAAUGGCAGGUGGUGCAGCUGACUGUCAGUACUGGGAAACAUAUCUCGGCAUUCAGUGCCGCUUGCACGAACUUCGCAACCGGGAACGUAUCUCAGUUUCAGCGGCAAGUAAAUACUUGAGUAAUUUGGUCUACAGUUACAAGGGGAUGGGACUCAGCAUGGGAACCAUGAUCUGUGGUUGGGACAAGACAGGACCUGCGGUGUUCUACGUUGACUCUGAUGGCACUCGCUUGAAGGGUGACGUCUUCUCCGUCGGUUCAGGAAGCACGUUCGCAUAUGGUGUCCUUGACCAGGGGUACCAUUGGGAUCUCACUGAUGAAGAAGCGCAGGAGCUAGGCAGAAGAAGUAUCUAUGCUGCUGGUCACCGUGAUGCCUACUCCGGUAACACCAUCAAUCUCUACCACGUUAAAGAGGAUGGUUGGAAGUUCAUCGGCAACUACGAUGUCUCCGAGAUGCAUUACGAGGGACCAGCUGGUGUUGGAUAUGGGUACGAAAUUCGAACCGCCGGCAAGUCAUCUGCGAACCCUCCGCCAGAGCCAGAAUCGCAGACUGCGCAGACGUAGACGUAGCACAUUUGUCCAUUUGUACUGUAUUGAUGUUUCUGUUAUUCGCCCUCGAGCACCAUUUUUCUGCAUUAUUUCUUCCGCCUCUUGCCUACCUGCGUGUUUUAUCUUGGGCGUCUAAUCAUCAGGGCAUACAAUUGAUGUCAUACUUGUUACGAUCACUUUCAUUUCGGAUCUACGAACACACCUUUCCCUCUCGUUAUUCAUUUGUAACCACUUAUUAAAACCUGCCCAAACACAUUCAUUGAUCCAU